Messenger RNA from Rangifer tarandus platyrhynchus (Svalbard reindeer), 1242 nucleotides. The record is from the annotation of a GenBank genome assembly. Lineage: Eukaryota; Metazoa; Chordata; Mammalia; Artiodactyla; Cervidae.
AUGAGCGGCCGGAGUAAGGGGCGAAGGUCCUCCCGCGCCAAAGGCCGUGGCAAGAGCCGCGCCAAAGGCCGAGUCCGCGCCGCGCCUGACGACGCCCCGCGGGACCCGGACCCUCCAGAGUGCCAGAGGCUCGGGGAGGAGACUAUGGCGGCACAGGUGCAGGCUGGCGCGGGUUGGGGUGGCCCGGAAGGCGCUGAGUCCGCGCCGCCCCGCCGGUCCGGAGAAGAGGCUGCCUGCCGGCUGCCCCUAGACUGUGGCCUCGCGCUCCGGGCCCGGGCAGCGGGGACUCUCGGGCAGGCGGUGACCAGGCCGUGCCCGGUCAAGGCCACAUCCGUCCCGGAGCGCCUGGUGACCGACACUGUCUUCGUGGGAACCGUGGGCACCGUGGCGAGGCCGAGAAACGGGCCCCGCGUCGGAAGCCGCCGCGGCCCUGUGGCGAAGAAGACCCCAGAUACCUGUAGUGCGGUGGGGAGGGGGUCUGCGGCCUUGGCUGGGGGGAAGCCGAAGAAAGGGGCCGCGGCGGAGGCCGCCUCCGUCCCCGUGGGCGAGGAGAAGAUUGAGAACGCGGGGUCAGGGCCCCCGGCGACAGAGGGCAGCAUGGAUACGCUGGAGAACGUCCAGCUGAAGCUGGAGACCAUGAACGCCCAGGCGGACCGGGCCUACCUGCGGCUCUCCCGCAAGUUUGGGCAGUUGCGGCUGCACCACCUAGAGCGCAGGAACCUCCUUAUCCAGAAUAUUCCAGGCUUUUGGGGACAGGCCUUUCAGAACCACCCCCAGCUCUCGUCCUUCCUGAACAACCAGGAUAAAGAGGUCCUCAGCUACUUGAAUAGCUUGGAGGUGGAAGAGCUCGGCCUGGCGAGACUGGGCUACAAAAUCAAGUUCUACUUCGGGCGCAACCCCUAUUUCCAAAAUAAGGUGCUCAUCAAGGAAUACGGGUGCGGCCCUUCGGGUCAGGUGGUGUCUCGUUCCACUCCAAUCCAGUGGCUCCCCGGGCACGACCUCCAGACCCUUAGCCAGGGGAACCCCGACAAUAGCCGGAGCUUCUUUGGGUGGUUUUCAAACCACAGCUCCAUCGAGUCUGACAAGAUUGUGGAGAUAAUCAACGAGGAGUUGUGGCCCAAUCCCUUACAGUACUACCUGAUGAGUGAAGGGGCCCGUGCAGAGAAAGGAAAGGAGGGCAGGCCGGGUCCUGCGAGGCCGCCAGGGGAGACCCCGGAGCCUGGGGUAAACAAGUCCAACUGA